AAGAAAAAGAAAUAUUAAGAAACUAAAAACGGUAAAAGUAAGAAUAACGAAUUAUUUCAAGGAAGAGACAAAGUCCCCGGCUGAAGUGGGAGAGGUUUUAGGAAAGAAAGCUCAGUGCUGCUCAGAGAGAAAGGACAAAUAUGGAAUCUAACCAAGUUUUCGAGUCAAACAAAAUUAAUCAUUUUCCUUUUUUAUUAUUUUGUUUUUAUUUUUUUGCGUAUGACAUGACAUGAACGCCCAUCUCCUUGUCCUCUCUUGCUGUGGGUUCUUCUUCUCAGCUAUAAGAAUACCCACAACAUUUCCCCUGCAACGCCCUCUCUCUACUCUCUCCCCUUUCUCUCGCUCCAAGAAUCUAGACAAGAACAGACAAAACAAUAUGGAAGAGUUGGGUUCUAUUUGGUUUUACCAAGAGAGUAUGGAUGAAUUAAGACAAAAGCUUCAAUACACUUCCUUUGAGCUUGAAGCUGUGAAAACAAAAGCCAAUGAAGAAUCAAAGCUUCAUCAAGAAGAAGUGAACAGUCUUCUUCGUCUCCUCAAACUCGCUCGUCAAGAAAGAGACGAAGCUAAAGAUCAAUUACAGAAACUCCUCGCGAUUAAAACUAACUCGAGCAUCACUGAGUCAAACUCGCACGGCUCUUCACCGGUUGACUCGUUCCUCGAACCGGUUUCGUCUUCCGAAUUCUCCAACUUCAACAUUUUACUGGAACCGGUUCACCAAAUGAAACUCAGUAACCGACCCGUUAACCGGGUCUAUAAUUCUCAGCAGAGACCGGUUAAGGUUGAUCCAGCUGAAGCUUUGAUGAAUGAGAUCAUAAAAGGCAAAACUUUACCGGAGAAAGGGAAGUUUCUUCAGACUCUGAUGGAGUCAGGACCGUUGCUUCAGACACUUCUUGUCGCCGGUCCUCUUCCAAGGUGGCGUAAUCCUCCGCCGCUUCAACAGAGUUUCAGGGUCCCGCCGGUUUCGAACUCGUAUGAUAUCUUGAAAGGUUGUUCAACGAAGACAACGACGUCAAUGCUCAACUUCAGAAGUUGUUCUGUUCCUGGAAUUGCUACUGGAUUGGAAUUUGCUAAGAGACAAAGAUUUCAUUAGUAUUUUUCUUCUUGCUCUGCUUUGUUUUGGUUAUUGAGUUAGCCGCCUGGGAUUAUAUUAUUUGUAAAGAUUUUAUAAAUGGGGUUAUGAGAGUUUGUGUGUAAAUUGAAGUAUAAACGAUUUGAGAUUCAUGGAUUUAUGUAUUCAUGAAUCUUUAUUUCAAGCAAUUACCAUACAUUGUCCUGAUUCUUGAAUCUCUAUAAAUUUUGCUUUAAUCUA
Messenger RNA from Brassica napus (rape), 1309 nucleotides. RefSeq lists its product as uncharacterized. The record is from RefSeq and is a predicted model, not a curated record. Lineage: Eukaryota; Viridiplantae; Streptophyta; Magnoliopsida; Brassicales; Brassicaceae. Bases 230 to 1090 code for a protein of 286 amino acids. The transcript is spliced from 2 exons.